Antechinus flavipes (yellow-footed antechinus) is the source of this 9654-nucleotide messenger RNA. RefSeq names its product WD repeat and FYVE domain containing 2 (gene WDFY2). NCBI's taxonomy places the organism in Eukaryota, Metazoa, Chordata, Mammalia, Dasyuromorphia, Dasyuridae. The record is from RefSeq and is a predicted model, not a curated record. The coding region runs from base 1606 to 2808 and encodes 400 amino acids. Gene Ontology annotation, molecular function: metal ion binding; protein binding. The transcript has 12 exons.
CAAGUAAAUACAUAUAAAUUAUUUAAAAAGGUCAAGAGGAAGAAGUAACAAUUAUGGUUCACAUUUACCCGACGCUUUACAGAAUUAAAAUAAUUUAGUUGGAGAAGUAGAUGGCAAAGCUCUUUAUUUUAAAAAUCCUAUGUAAAUGUCAGCCGCUUCUGUUGCCCACGUAGGCUGACUUGCUCCAACCAGGUCCUUUGGAACCGACUAAGGAAGUGCAACCACUUCAUUUUCUCACCAAGGUGCCCUGGCUAAAUUCACAUGUCGAAACGUUAUUAAACGUGGACAUAAACUGAAAACACAAUUGGGAAAAUUUCAGGAGAUGCAAGGUGGACUUCCAUCAACCAAAGUUUAUCUAGUUCCCUUAGCUGUAACAUUACCUCCUUCCCCCACCUGCACCUUCCACGUCUUGGCGUUCCAAUUAAUCAGUUAAUUAGGCUCAUGACCGCCCUGGGCCCAGCUCUUACAGCAUGAACUAGGUGAGCUGAAUCAAAACUGGAAAGGCGAAGGCGGGAACGGGAAUUCCGCAGCGUAACUAACACCCUCACUCCCUCCCCACUCACUAAACUGGGACUCUUUCCCUCCUCCCCAUUAAUUUAGUUCCCGAAGUUAGCUUCUGCGUAGAAAUAUUUGCUACGACGAAGCCAGGACACCAGAGACCCAAACCAUAGGGAUAGUCGGCGUAGCAGCAAGAAUGCAGCGAGACAAGGCAGCACCCGGCCCCACAUUACUGAAACUACAAAUCCCAAGAUGCAAUUCGGUCUCCGCCCCUUCUCCGCUUGUCCGAGCUCGCCGAGACCGCGAGCACUCUAGGAAUGUUCUCGUGCACGCGCCUCCGGCGCAUUGCGUCUAGCUAUUCCCAAUUUCUUGGGGCGCCGAUUGCUUCCGGCCCUUUCAGAUUCUUCCUAUAGUAGGGAGGCAGGAGUAGGCGGUGCCAUAGGCUAGCACGUCUUUUGCCUGAGGUCGGGAAUACGCGUGUUCUUUCCACUGGAGGAUAAAAAGGGCGGGGUCUGGAAGUUCCAGUUGGAAAGCAGAGGACUGAAAGGGAGGCGACAUGGGAGGAGAAAUGAGAGGGCAUGCGCAGUAGGGGAAACUUAGAGAAGAAAGCGUAGGUGCAUCCGUGUUUGAGCAGAAGGGAAGCCGUACAAAAGACGCCUGCGCACGAGGCUCCAGCUUCCUGGCUAGUAGGUCCCGGUCUCAUUUACCGGAAGUGAUGAUCACUCGUAAUCCCGGUGCCCACGCUCCACCCCCAGUCCUUGGGCCCCGCCCUCGAGGGAUGGCCCUUUUUCUUUUUCCCUCCUCCCUCUCUCCCCCUCCCUUCUCUAUCUCUCCCGUUUGUCCCCUCCCCUCCUCUCCCUUUGGCUGUUGUGGCGCCUCGGACCGUCACCGUCGCUGUUGCUGCCGGGCCCGCAAGCGCCAGUGAGUUAUCCCGGAGGCUAGCCGGGAUAUGACCUGUGUCUGCCGCUAUUCCAGUCCCUCUGGCCCGCGCCCGUGUUGCAACCUCGAACCCGCUUCCGCGGGGCUGCGCACUCUAGAGUCUUCAGGUGUCCCUGCGCGGGCCCCGCGGCUGCUGCUGCGGUACCCCCUAGCCCGCCCCCUCCUCCCAUGGCGGCGGAGAUCCAGCCCAAGGCGCUGACCCGCAAGCCGAUCCUGCUGCAGCGGGUGGAGGGGUCCCAGGACGUGGUGAACAUGGCAGUCCUUGUGCCCAAGGAGGAGGGAGUCAUCAGCGUCUCAGAGGACAGAACGGUUCGGGUGUGGCUGAAAAGAGACAAUGGACAGUACUGGCCAAGUAUUUACCAUGCAAUGCCUUCUCCAUGUUCAUGCAUGUCUUUUAACCCGGAAACAAGAAGACUGUCCAUAGGUCUAGACAAUGGUACAAUCUCAGAAUUUAUUUUAUCUGAAGAUUACAACAAGAUGACCCCUGUGAAAAACUACCAAGCUCACCAGAGCAGGGUAACAAUGGUCCUGUUUGUUCUGGAGAUGGAGUGGGUGCUGAGCACAGGACAGGACAAACAUUUCACCUGGCACUGCUCAGAGAGUGGACAACGUCUGGGAGGUUACCGCACCACCUCUGGACCCUCCGGCCUGCAAUUUGAUGUUGAUACUCGGCAUGUAUUUGUUGGUGAUCAUUCAGGACAAGUUACAAUCCUCAAACUGGAGCAAGAAAACUGUAGCCUUGUCACAACAAUCAAAGGACAUACAGGUGGGGUGACAGCCUUAUGUUGGGACCCAGUCCAUCGGGUGCUGUUUUCUGGCAGUUCUGAUCACUCGGUCAUUAUGUGGGACAUUGGUGGAAGAAAAGGAACAGCAAUUGAGCUCCAAGGACACAAUGACAAAGUCCAAGCUCUCUCCUAUGCUCCACAUACUCGACAGCUCAUCUCUUGUGGAGGAGAUGGUGGCAUUGUGGUCUGGAACAUGGAUGUCCAGAGGCAAGAGACUCCUGAAUGGUUGGAUAGUGAUUCCUGUCAAAAAUGUGACCAGCCUUUCUUCUGGAACUUCAAGCAAAUGUGGGACAGUAAAAAAAUUGGCUUGAGACAGCACCAUUGUAGGAAGUGUGGGAAGGCUGUCUGUGGCAAAUGUAGCUCCAAGCGUUCCUCUAUCCCACUGAUGGGCUUUGAAUUUGAAGUGAGAGUCUGUGACAGCUGUCAUGAGUCCAUCACAGAUGAAGAACGUGCACCCACAGCUACCUUCCAUGACAGUAAACAUAAUAUUGUUCAUGUGCAUUUUGAUGCAACCAGAGGUUGGUUAUUGACUUGUGGGACAGACAAAGUUAUUAAGUUGUGGGAUAUGACACCAGUUGUAUCAUGAUGGUGUUUUCCAGAACCCAAAAAACAGUAUUUCUGGAAGCAACGGUCACUGUAACCCAAAUUGUUCAGGAAGAUAAAAGUAAAGCUGAGUACUGUGGGCAGUAAGAGAGAGACUAAAAAAUCUUGUUAGUUUUUAAGCCAUCCGCCAGUAUGGGGCAAACACUAGUAAGGAGACUCUUAUUUCAACUUGUUCACACAAUAGAAAAAAAUAUUUUUUUAAGCAAAUGAUUUGUACAAUCUGGCCAUGCUACAAUUGUUCUGAGUUUGUCUGGGGGAAAAAUCAUGUGGGAUGGAUGUUUAGUUUUUAAUUUUUCAACACUUACUUGUUCUUGCUGCUUUGUAUUGAAGAAGUGAAGGAGGUGUCUUUUCAGGGUUGGGUGUGGUCUUUGUUGCUCCUCUUCCCCACUCCAAGAUAUAUCCUACCACAUACUCAGCAUCACUUUUACCUCACCAGAAUGAAUGUAUUUAAAGCUAUUUAUUGUUGCUAUUUCUGGGUUCAUCCCCAAUUCAGCGGAGACAUCUGUGAAGAUUGACAGACUUUUUGAAGGAGCUAAGCAGCAGUGCUUGCGUCCAUCCAGUCUUUAUCUAAGAGAAAUCAACCUUUCUGGUUUCCUGGACCCCAGAAAAAAAAUGGGAGUUUUUCCUGCCUUCCCACUGCUUCUCCUAAAAACAAUGUUAAGCUGCUCCACAGCUAUCUAAAAGAUGACCAAGAAGUUGGUAAUUACAGUUGAGAGAAUCUCCCAUUAGCAUCUGUGUUCAUCUGAACUCAGCUGGAACCGCACAAGCUAUUUUAAAGGAAAUUUUAGUGACAGGCCUCUCUCAGGUUUCACCAAAACACAUGUUUGCAAAAGUAAUUGUUUCUUCGUUAUGUGUUACUUAUGAACUUAAAUGCAUUCAUGUGUAUAAAUUUUUAAUUAAGUCUCUUCUUUUUUUUUUCCUAUUCAAACUAUGCAUUAAGAAAAAAAAAUUAAUAAAAUUGCUCCAGAUUCCCUGCAUACUUAAAUGAUAUAUUCCUUGAGACACUUGGUAUGAUAGAAAUCUGCUUUCUCCUGCUAUUUUCCUUUUGGAAAAAACUAACUUUUUAAAUGAAAUGUAAAAUAAUGCUUUUUAAAGAGAACCAAAAUGGCCUGCCUGUUAUGGUGUAGUUUUUUUCUUUUUUCUUUUCUUUUCUUUUCUUUUUUUUUUUUUUUUUUAAACUUUCAUUUUGAACUCUAAAAGAAAUGGAAUAAAACCCUGCCAGGGAAAAUUGUCAGCUUUUCUAGAUGUGACAAGGAGAAACAAUGCCUUUCCUCCUAUAGAGCUUAAAACAUUUGCUUGUUUCUUAUCUAGAAAAUUUACUUUUUUAUUCUCUUUUAGGAAAAACUUCAUUUCCACCAUGCUCUUAUUUUUCAUGAUACCUUGUACAUAUCUAAGUUUGGGAGCUUUUUUCAAAGGAUAUUGGGGGUUGGAGAGAAAUAGAAAAUGUCUCUUAAUUUCCUUCUUUCUAGAAAGCAAAAAGUUUUAUGAUACAGUAGACUUAUUUUUAUCAUUUAUUUUUCCCUCUUCUUGGUUUUAUGCCUAGUGAUUAGCACCAAACUAGAAAACCAGGCCUUCAUAAUGGCAAACUCUGCUUCCUGGUUCGGUGACCUCUUCAAUAACUUGAUGGUGGUUAUGAUAGCCCAAGAGGUCUUGGGGAAAAUAACACUGUUCAUUGCCUUAUUAAAUUGAAAAUUUAUGCUUAUAAGCAAGAAACUUUAAUAAAGCACUAGGAGAGUAUUCCCAGGUUAUUAUAACUCAAUCCCUCACAUUCCCCCAAAAGUAUACAUAGGACAAAAAUAUCCUAAGGAACAUAAUCACUUAACAUUUUUAUCUCCCCCAAAUUCUCUCCUUGCUAUCAAUAGCUGCUAUAAUCACUGUUUUGAAUGUCUUCUGCAUGUCUGUCUCAUGUUCUAAUUUUUAUGAUGUUAAAAUUUUUAAAAUAUUCAAAUGUCUAUAGUCUGUCUAUAUGUAUAGUAUAUGCUUGGAUUGCAUUACCUUAUUACUAAUAAAAAUUUCUAAGUACUGAAAGGUAGAAGGGAUCCACAGAAAUGAAUAGAAGACUUCUAGCUCUAUUUUGUCUUCUUCCUCUUCACAUUCUGGCCAGUACAAGAAAAGGGAAAUAUAGUAUUAAGGAAUUGAUGGAGCAAGUGCCCAUCAGGCCUAUGCACACGUUUUCCAACUGAGCCAAAAUCUCAUUGGACAAAUAUUUGCACUCCUCUGGGAUCGCACGUGAUUCUUUUAGCUUACUGGCAUUUGCCUCAAACGUGAUUUCUCUGCAUGGAUGUCUAUAUUCAAAAGCCUUUAACAAGUCUUUUCAAUACCACAUUUCUAUCCAAGCCCAAAGAUUUGCUCAUAGUUUAAAGCCAGUCAAGGCAUUUUCAAGUUUCAUAAGUGGUAGGAGUUUUGCUUUAAAAAAAACAAAACAACAACAACAAAAAAAAAAGUAGUGUGAUGUUUCUAAGCAUUCACUGAAUUGUUUUUCCCUUCUCUUGUCUGAGUGUCCCUCAGGUCAAUUGGAUUCAGCAAACAUAGUUUAGGCGUAUGAAGUGGUUAUCCUGGAAACUCUGUGAAUGCCUUAAUUUUAAAAUUGUGUUUCUAUACCCUUUUCUGGCAACUAACAGAGAAAAUUCUCUGUGCCACGUUUCUCCACCAGGCACUUUCUGAAAGUGAAAGUUUCUGUUAGUCAGAUUUGGAAGCUGGCACCAGCCUCUUGCUUUCUCUGUGGAGACUUUGCCUAUUUUUCUUGAGCUUCCUUUUGAAUUAUUGUCCAUUUGGCUUGCCUUUAUAUUUGUUCCUCUUGGGAGCUGAAAGUUUUACAUAAACUGGAUAUUUUUUGAAAACAGGAAAUUAUGAUGAUUUCACAGAAUUUUUAGAGUGGCCAUCUAAUCCAACUCAUAUCCAAAAAGGAGUUACUAUAACAACAUAAAAUUUUGUUCUCUCUCUCUCUCUCUCAUACAUAAUGACCUAAUAAGUACCCACCCUUUCUUUCAUUUACUUCUUAGAAAUUAUAAUCACAACAUGCAGCAACUCUACCGUAAUACUAAAAAAAAAAAAAAAAAAUUAGUUUCCGAUAAAGUAAAACUUAAAGGCUUGUUUUGUUUCUUUGCCUGAACAACCAGUCUUUCUGAUUGGCUUUUAAAAUGCCAUACUUUUUUCCUGUAAUAUUCUUAUAUGAAUCUUUGAAUAUCAGAACUGGAAAGGACCUUAAGAGGUUCCGAGAAGCCCCACCCUCAAGCAAAGUACAUCUCAAUCAUGUCACACAAACCAAUAAUGAGGACUUUGUUCUGGUAGGAGAGCCUGAUGGGUAGGAAGGGAUAGGGGUAGGGGAUACAUCAGGAGAUCUCUGGGGGAACUGUUAAUUCCUGUGAAUAUCACCUGGAAUAACAAACUCUUGAGUGAUUUGGAAGUCUCUAAACAAGCCACUAGUGGAUAAGAAGGAUCAUACCACCUAGGUUCUGAGUUCUUUCCCACAAAGUAUAUUUGAUAUACCUUCUGUCACCACCUCUGGUUAUGAGUCAACAGGUUGGUGAAUUUAGAAUAAUAGGGUAUUUGUUGCAGGUCUGCAUAUUUCCUUGUCAAAUGCCUCAGCAUCAGAAAGUCAGAAUUGAGGGAGGGAAUUCAGGUGCACACAAGUAUAUCUGUCAUAUUAUUUUUCUGAUUACUGAAUGUGAAGAGCCCAUUUCAAUGGGGCUGAUCUUUCUUGUUAGAUAUCUUCCUACUCAACUACACAUCCAUUCUUUCGAAGCCUCAAGUUUUCAAAAAUAAUUUUUUUUUUUGCUAGAGCUCAUUUUGUUAGUUGUCCUAAUUUUGCCUAAGAGAAGUAAAUUAGUUCAUUAGAUGAGAUUUCCCUGAUUUGUAUCACAUUGUAAUCUUUUAAAAGAUAGAAAGACUGAACUUGUGAUUCCAUUCGUACAGGAAAAUCCCGAGUGAGUGAGAUAGACAAUACUUUCACAACUCAACUUAUAGGCUUGGAAAGUUGCCUAGAGCAUUUGAAAGGUAGAGUGAUUUAUGUCAUACAGCUGUCAUGAGCAAUGUUUGAAUCCUGCUCUCCCUAACUCUGAGGUUUGCUGUCUAUCCACUAUCACAAUUGCCUUUCAUUUGUAUAUGAAUAAAUGAUUGUGUCACAAAGGUUUACAUCUUAAAAUACUGGAAAUUAAUUCUUUUUGCCAACAGUUUACAUUUUUCAUGCAGACCUAACUAAUUUUUCAUUUUUGUCUCCUUUAUGGCAGUUUGUGGUGUAUGUAUAUGUGUGCCCAUAUGCAAGUGCCCAUAUUUUCUUUAAAAGAGUGAAAGCAAGCAAGGAUUCAGCAGCCUGAAUGGGAGAAACAAGAAUAAAAUUAACUCUUAAAAAUGAUCUGCCCAUUUAAUGACAAUCUUAUUAGUGUAAAGUGCCAAAAAAUAUAGGAUCUUCCAAAAGGGUUAGGUACUUUUAAUCUUCAAAAGCUUAAAAAUGCACUAAAGACUUUGGGGAUAUCCUGCAUAUUCCUGGAACACUAUACAUUUUUACUUUUAGAACACUGAUUUUUAGGGAGUUAAGAGAAUAAGGCGAAACAUUGCUCCCAAUGCUUUAUGCUUUGAAAGGAGUUUAGUUGAUCACUCAUAGCAUUCCAAUUGAAAGCCUCUCUUCUUCUCAUCUCGGGGCUUCCUUUCCUUUGUAAAUGCCUGAAAUUGUUGACUUGAAAUGGCCCCUAGUUUCCUUGACUCAUUAUUUACUAAGUAUUGGGUAUUCUCAGAGUAUCUGACCCAGGCAUUGGUACAUAGGAUGGCUAUAGAACACUACCUUCUACCUGUAUUUGUCCUUGAGGAAUUUACCUAUUAAGUUCAAAUUGGUCUUUAGGAUCUGUCCACCAUUCCUUCCUUCAUCCUGGGAGCACCCUCAAGACACUGCUUCCUAUUUGUAUUCCAAGACCUUUGGGAGAUCAAGGCUGCAAGCUUGCUGGAGAGAACAAGAGGGCUCUUUACAAUCCAAUUCUGUCAAAGUACACAUGGCCUUAUGUUAAUGUCUAACUAUGUGCUGUGUCUACCACAGCUAAGUCUUUCGGUAUGUAUGCCAGCAGCUGAAGCAUUCCAUCUUUAGAACAUUUUCAGAGGGGAAUUAGAUGAACCCUCAAUGUAAUCACACAAGUCAAGGCAAAUUAGGGUCCUUUUUUUCGAGAGAGAGAGAGAAAGAAAUUUAGCCCUGCAGGGUUUCCAAAAUGCCAUUUUUUUUCCUUUAUUUUUUUCCUUUAUUAUCAACACAGCCCUCGUUCCAUUUUGGCCAUAGACUAAUUUUGCCUUCUAUUUCUAAUGCUAAGUAUUUUAUAAAUCAUCUUUAUUUUUAAACCUCAUCUCAGCCUUGCAGAGAACUCAAAAUUUAACAAACCAUGCAAUUGUUUUUAACAUCACUGUUUCUGCCAUGGCUAUUCAAAAUUAGUACAAUCAGCAGAAUUCAUGUUCAUCACUGGGCUUAUAAGACAGCCAACACCAACUAGGCAAGUGAUUAUCUGCAAGGCUUAAGCCAGAUAAAUGAGAGAAGACCAUUCUCUCUUAAGUUUCCUCUAUCAAAUUCCACGAAAGCACUGUCUAUUUUUUAUGUAUACCUACAUGGAUAUUUUAUUAUGGAAAGGUGAGAUAAUGAGGAUAGUGAAGAUAUUCCAAGUAUUCCUUUUUGUUCAUCUCCCUCAUCACCUUCCAUCUUGUAUCACACCUUUUUGUGUAAAUCUUGCUGUAUUCUUUUCCAUUGGGUAAGUUCCUUGAAUUCAGAGACUUUUGUUGUGUAUAUCCCUAGCACUUAGCACAGUGCCUUUUAUGUUGGGAAAAACAAAUGUUUGUUCAUUUGGGUCAGAAUCAUAAGCAAAUGAGACUUGCUUAGGAAAAAAUGAUUGAAAUUACAUAUUGAUUUGAUGAACAUAUUAGAAACAAGGAAGCUUAUAUAAUUCAGAAUCAGGUCUUGACAUUAGACUUUUUUUCUCCUCUAAUAAAAGAAUCGGAAGCUAUUACUAAUAUAAAAGGGAAAAUGAUUUGCUUAUAUUUGCAUUUAUAUAUUUUGUUAUUAAAUGAUAAAGGCACUUUGUGGCACUAGAACACACCAACGUGAUGUAUGGACCAAAACACUUGUUUCUUUUAACCAUUACAUUUUCAGUUAUGUUUUAUGUUAUUGAUAUUACAUGUUUAAGAAUAUAUUUUUCAGUGUAAUUGUUGUCCUUUUGCAAAAGAAAAAUGUUAUUAGGAGUUCAAAACUUAUUAUAUACUGUACAACUUGGAAAGUACUUGGCCUAGUGAAAACCUGCUUCUUACUUGCUGUAGUCAAGAACAUGGCACCUGCUUUUCUGUAUUACCCCAUCAGCUUCUAUGGUACAGAUCUGUAAUUGGUUGCAAUAGCCCUAUUUUAUUUAGGCUCCUCUUUUAAAAUGAGGAAGUUCUCUAUGAAUUUCAAUUUAAAAAUGUAAUAAAUAUGAAAGUUGGAGCAAAUCUCUUGAAUGUUGGUUUAUUUUUAAACCCUCUAUCUACUCUUUGCUCUGGAUAUGAGAAUGAAAUACAUUUUUUUUUUAAAUCCUCAGCAACCAGAUCUUGCCAUCUGCUUGGAGAUAGUCAUUGUAACAUUAUCUUCAAGAGAUCUCUGUUCUAUGUGAUAAAAUGAUAAAGAUUAAAAUUUCUUAAGUUAAAUACUAUAUCUAAUAAGAUAAAAUACUACAGAAUGGUAUGGUGGUUUUCCCCCUACUCCCUUUCCUCUGCCCUCUGCCAUGUAUCUCAAAUGUAUGUUUGUUCAUUAAAUGAUGUAAAGGACUCAUUGAAAAGAUGCCUCCAUGGUUCUAAAAUAAACUUUUAUGAAACCUUCCUUUACCCUUAA